AUGCCGACGUCUGCCUUGGACGAAGAACAAGUAACCCGCGAUGUUAGAGAACGUGGUCGCGAUAUCGAGGGAUGCAUCAAACAAUGGAUGUCAUUUGUAAAGCCAAACUUCGAGAAAUUUGUUGAGCCGCAACGCAAGGUCGCAGAUAUCAUAAUUCCUGCCCGUCUGGACAACCGUGUGGCUAUCGACAUAGUGGUAGGACAUGUCAAGCGGACACUAAAGGAAAAGUCGAGAAAGCACCAAGAAGAAUUACAGAGACUCGGGAAACAGGUCGAGGACGAGCCCUUGUCAGAGAAUGUUCUGCUUUUGGAGCAGACCCGGGAGAUCGUCGGGAUGAACACGGUUAUCCAAAACCCAAUGACCGCGGAGGUAGACUUCAUUUUCUACUUCGACAGGUUAUCUAGCCUUUUGGUCGAGAGAGCCAUGGAAAACCUUCACUUCAAUCCAAAGGACGUACUAACACCCCAGGGUUAUCAUUACAAAGGCCUUGAAAUGGCCGGCGAAGUCAGCGCCGUCGUGAUAUCCCGUGGUGGAUCGUGCUUCGAGACAGGCCUCAGACGCGUUAUCCCUGACUGCAAAUGCGGACGACUUCUCAUACAGACGAGCUAUCGGACUGGCGAGCCCGAACUACAUUAUUGGAAGCUACCUUCUGAUAUUGCCUCACACGAUAGCGUGCUUCUACUGGAUCCACAGAUGUCGAGUGGCGGUGCAGCACUAAUGGCAGUAAAGGUGCUGGUAGACCAUGGAGUUUCGGAAGAGAAAGUGGUCUUCGUAACGUAUUUUGCGGGCAGGAUGGGAGUGAAUCGCCUAUUGAGCGUUUUCCCCAACAUGAAAUUAGUUGUUUGCAAGAUUGUCGAGGAUUUUCAGGAGAGGUGGCUCGAGGAAAAAUAUUUCGGUUGCUAG
Molecule: messenger RNA, 903 nt
Organism: Letharia columbiana
Lineage: Eukaryota; Fungi; Ascomycota; Lecanoromycetes; Lecanorales; Parmeliaceae
Exons: 4
Coding region: 1-903 (300 amino acids)
Molecular function (GO): kinase activity; ATP binding
Source: RefSeq, a predicted model, not a curated record